AUGGAGGAACCACCUAGAAUAGUUACUUCGCCCGGACCAGAUGUUGAAGGGAUACCAGAGACGACAAAAUAUGGAUCAUACCCUGAUAGUGAUUACUCUAAAUUGUUGUCUUAUUCACUUUAUUUUUACGAAGCGCAACGAAGUGGUAUCUUACCUCCAAACAAUCGAGUUCCAUGGCGACACAAUUCUGCAUUGGAUGAUGGAGAACUAGGCGUUGAUCUAUCUGGGGGAUAUUAUGAUGCAGGCGAUUACAUGAAAUUUACAUUACCGUUAUCAUGGACAUUGUCAAUGAUAAGUUGGGGAGGAAUAGAAUGGUUUAAAGGAUAUGAAUUAUCAGGGCAAGAGAAAUAUUUGCAUGAUAUGGUUAAAUGGGGAACAGACUGGUUAAUCAAGGCGCAUUCAAUUGAGACCAAUGAAUUAUACGUUCAAGUAGGAAUUGACAAGAUUGAUCACAAUUAUUGGGGUACCGAUGAGAAUAUUCCAAAACCAAGACCCGUAUUUAAAAUAGGUGAUGAUGUGCACGGCACCGAUGUGGCAGCAGAAACCGUAGCGGCGUUUGCAAGCGCGUCAAUUUUAUUCAAAGAUAAAUUUAAGGAAUUAGAUUAUGCCAAAUUAUUAUUAUCACACGCCAUAAAAUUGUUUGAAUUUGCAGAGCUCAAACCCAUGGAUGUAUAUAGUGAUCAAGUGUCGGAAGCUAAAAGUUUAUACGGUGCACGUCGUUAUCAAGAUAAAUUGGUUUGGGCAUCCCUUUGGUUAUAUAGAGCAACGGGUGAACAAUUAUAUUUAAAUAAAGCACGAACAUAUUUCGUCUUGUUUUCAUUGAAAGGUUAUAUGCAAAUCAUUAAUUGGGCCGAUAAAACUUGUGCGACAUUUAUAUUAUUUGCUCAAGUAACGAACGGAACCAAUUUCAUGGAUGAAAUAUCAUGGAAAUCACAAUCGGAAAGAUAUUUGGAUAUCAUGAUUAACCCCAGUCUCAUGCCAAAUAAUCGAUGUGGAUAUACUCCCGGUGGAUUACUGUGGUGUAAUGGAGAUAGUGAAUUUAAUAGUUUGAAUGUUGCUUUAAAUAUCGCUUUCGUAAGUUUGGUUUACGCUCCUUAUGCUACCACCGAAGAGAGAAAGAAAAAGUACAUGAACUUUGCACAAUCUCAAAUUAGUUACGUUCUUGGUGAAAAUCCAAUGAAACAUAAUUUUGUGGUUGGAAUAAACCCCAAUUCUCCCAAAAAUCCUCAUCAUGCUGGUUCUCACGGUAGUGUUACUAAUAAUUUAUUAACUCCUGUCGAAACCACUAAUAUACUUUAUGGUGCCGUGAUCGGCGGUCCUGGCGUGAAUGAUGAUUACAGUGAUGAUAGAACCAAAUAUAAUUUCACAGAGGUAUCGUUGGAUUACAAUGCACCAUGGCAAGGUCUAAUGGCGUAUCAAGUUUUGAAUUUCGACCCGACAUUACCACGAACAAAAACUCCACCAAUAACAGAAAAAUCCAAACAAUCCAAUGACAAAUCAUCCGACGAUAUAUCAAAUAAUGACGGUACAUAUGGUAUGUCUUCCGGUCGUAAAGUUGGUAUAAUAGUUGGUAGUUUACUUGGUGGCAUAUUCUUAAUCAUUGGAGGAUUAUUUGCUUGGAAACAUUCAUCAAUAAUUGAAUGGUUUGGCAAAAAACGUGAGGAACUCAGUAAAAGAUUGACACGUGGUAGUAGGCGCAAUAGUAUUCAAGUAGAAAGUAACCUUCCACAUUAUAUUCC
This is a messenger RNA of Funneliformis caledonium, 1739 nucleotides long. Lineage: Eukaryota; Fungi; Glomeromycota; Glomeromycetes; Glomerales; Glomeraceae. The record is from the annotation of a GenBank genome assembly.